AUGGGCUCGCCAUCGCGGGCUGCCGCCGUCGCCGGGGCCGCGGCCGCUGCAGCUGCCAUCGCACCCUCUUCCUGGAAGCCCCACCGUGAGCCCUCGUCCCAAUUGCCUAUUGGCCACGACGCCUCAGCCGUCGUUGCCAAGGUCGCGGUCGACCACUCUUCAGCCAGCUCCAGUUCCGGGUACUGCUCGCCGUGGAACGAGGUCUUCACCAGCUCUCUCCAGCCUCCGUGCAUGUCCUCGCCGUCUGGGUGCUCUCCCCAACAGCCUGGGCUAGCCACUUGUGUGGCUGAUGCGGAUGGGGCGGAUGCAGUUGUCGGUGCUUCUUCGGAACGUGCAAUCGAGAUUUUGUUUCGCUUCGAUUUGGCACGCAAGAAGAGAAUACUCUCUCCCGAUGAGCUUGAUCUGAUCAAUGAUCUGAAGUCCCUAUUGCCCCGUCUUGAGGCAGAGAUUGCAGAAGCCGAUGGGGCGGAUGCUGUUGUUGAGGAGGAGGAGGAGCCCUUGUCGCCUGUACUUCACAUGGAAGCUGCAUUGAAGGAGGAGGAGGAGGAGGAGGAGGAAGAGGAGGUGGACGAGGAGGGGGUGGAGGAGGAGCUCUUGUCGCCUGCACUUCAAAAGGAAUGUGCAAUCGAGAUUUUGUUUCGCUUCGAUUUGGCACGCAAGAAGAGAAUACUCUCCGCCGAUGAGCUUGAUCUGAUCGAUGAUCUGAAGUCCCUAUUGCCCUGUCUUGAGGCGGAGAUUGGAGAAGUUAAUGCCGAUGGGGCGGAUGCUGUUGAGGAGGAGAUUGGAGAAGUUAAUGCCGACUUUAAAUGGGCGUUGAAGGAUGUUUUGUCUUGA
Miscanthus lutarioriparius is the source of this 834-nucleotide messenger RNA. The record is from the annotation of a GenBank genome assembly. Lineage: Eukaryota; Viridiplantae; Streptophyta; Magnoliopsida; Poales; Poaceae.